Molecule: messenger RNA, 2033 nt
Organism: Labrus bergylta (ballan wrasse)
Lineage: Eukaryota; Metazoa; Chordata; Actinopteri; Labriformes; Labridae
Gene: slx1b
Product: SLX1 homolog B, structure-specific endonuclease subunit
Biological process (GO): double-strand break repair via homologous recombination
Cellular component (GO): Slx1-Slx4 complex
Molecular function (GO): crossover junction DNA endonuclease activity; 5'-flap endonuclease activity
Source: RefSeq, a predicted model, not a curated record
UUUGUGAAAGUAGCUCUCAGAUGAAGAAAGGUUGGAGAUCCCUGGUAUAACGAGUCAGAUCGUUCUGGUUUCAAAGUGACUUUCUUUGUGACUUUAUGUACGGGUAGGUGAAGAUAAACCCGAGGUAACCAGUUGUUGUAGAAGCAGCCAAACUAAAAUGUGACCAGGAGGCGGACAUCAUAAACAAAUACGUAAUGGAUUUGAUAAAUGUACAACGUUCAGGUGGUGCACGCUUGUAAGGCAGGACACAGGUAAUUGUUUGUUAACUUUAUUUUAGUGAGAUAGACUCCAGCUCGGCGCGAUCAUGAACAUGGAUUAUAUUUUCUUUAUUUUGUAUUUUUCUUAGGUGGCUGGGAUGUAGUGCUCACUCAUACAAUCAUAUUUACCGCAGUAGAUUUAAAACGCGACUUGAAAUCAGCGCAAAUAUGAUCAGACAGGCAUUCUCCAGGUCAGCUACGUUUCCUCUCCAAAGUCGGAAACAUCUGCUGUCGGGUCCGUUCGGUAACCAGACAAUGUGGGAACCAGACAACAUACAACACCGGAAGUAGUUUGAUACUAUCUUUUUUUAAAUUGGUUAAAACAUUAUGUAGAACCAUAUUUAUGAUCUGACAUUUAAUCUCUAUUCUCUUUAAUAAUUAUCGAAAAUGUUGGAUUUAAAUGUUUUUUUAAACCUUAUUUCGCAAAGUAACAGCCAAUCACGUUCGAGCACUGGCGGCUACAGCCAAUCAGAUACGGAGUGAACAUGAAAGAGGCGGAAUAAAGAUUUAAAGUGGCAAAUCACAAUUUCUAAGGGGUCCUAACAGAAUGCCGACGUUAAUGUUAAAAAAUGAUUCAUGUAAAUAAAUAUAAACGUUUCAGCUUAGCUUAAUUUGAAGUGUAGUGUGAAGUGCUUCUCUGGUGACAUUUUACAACGAUUUUAUCUUUAUUUAGUUCGUUAUUGGCAUUAUUUGCCAGCUAACGUCAUGAUAGUUUUAUUAUCAGACUCGUUGAAAGUCAGAGUAGAUGAAGAUAGAGCACGAUGGUAGUGGAGGUGGAGAGUUUCUUCGGUGUGUACAUGCUGUACUGUAUUAAUCCUAAAUUUAAAGGACGGAUUUAUAUCGGCUUCACGGUGAACCCUGAGCGGAGGAUCGGACAACACAACGCCGGGAGACACCGAGGAGGAGCGAAGAGGACCAGCGGCAGAGGACCGUGGGAGAUGGUCCUCAUCAUACACGGCUUUCCCUCUGAUAUCGCCGCCCUGAGGUUUGAGUGGGCGUGGCAGCACCCUCACUCCUCCCGCCGUCUAUCCCACAUCUCGCGGCGCUACAGGAAAGAGUCGAGCCUGCAGUUCCACUGGCGCGUCGUCUCCAACAUGCUGCGGGUGGCGCCGUGGAGCAGGCUGCCUCUGACGGCCCGCUGGCUCAAACAGGAGUACAGGAUGGAGUUUGAGCCGGGCCUGCAGCCGCCGCUACACGUCCCCAUCGCUUUCGGGAGCGUGAGGGCCAAGAAAAUGAAGCAGCCGCCACUGCCGUCGUCUGGAGGAGAGGAGGAGGAGACGACGCGGUGUUCUCUCUGUCGAGGACGCGUCAAGGUGUCAGAGAAGCUGAGGUGUUUCCACCCGACCUGUUCGAUGAGCAGUCACGUUAUCUGCCUUGCCAAACACUUCCUCAAGUCGGAGGCGUCGCACCUCAUCCCAGUGGAGGGGGAAUGUCCGUCAUGCCGGCGCUCCGUGCUGUGGGGGAGUCUCAUCCGACACAAACACGGCUGCCUCGGAGACCUGGAGGAGAUGGCACCGUCUGCGUCCCAGAGUCACUGGGCCGACGAGCUGCAGAUUUGAGGAAGUGGAAUCUGCAGACAAUGAACUUUUAUUUCCUUCCUGAUGAACUGUGGAGCACACACACAUAAGUAAUCCAACAUCGCUCUGGGAUCCUUCCACUGACUCUUUUUCAAAAAUGCUGAUCAUGAAGUUUUUUAAAACUGUUUUAUUUAUGAAUUAUGUGUGAAAAAGAAACAUUUAAAUGUAUUUUGUUACAAAUAAAAAGAUUUAGUGUCAU